This is a messenger RNA of Scutellospora calospora, 673 nucleotides long. The record is from the annotation of a GenBank genome assembly. NCBI's taxonomy places the organism in Eukaryota, Fungi, Glomeromycota, Glomeromycetes, Diversisporales, Gigasporaceae.
GAUAGAAAUGAUGGAAGAUACAAACUUGCUUCUUGAACCCAUAUCAGAAGAAACUUACAUAGUUAGCGUUUUAGCGCCAAUUCUUAAUAAAUUUUUCAUCAAAAAUAAAAAGAGCUGGCGUGUACAAUAUGGAGGUACUUUCCUUAAAGCGAAUACCAGAGACUGCAAUGCUCAGAAGGAAGAUAAACAUAGGUCUCCUGGUAGGAAGAUCGACACGAUUAUUACAUUAAAAGAGGAGGAUGAAGAAUUUUCCAUAGUUGAAGUCAGCGGACCUCCGUCAAAACAGGAUUGGACACAUUUCAAAGAAGAUAGAAUGAAGAUCACAAAAAUGCUCAAGACUUUAAUGAAUAAAUUUGCAGAACUACGUCCAAAUUCUAAUAUUAGACCGGUUAAGCUAUAUGCAAUGCAGUCAUAUUUAUAUCAGUUGAUUAUCUACGAAUUCCGACUUAAAUACUCUGAAGUUUACACAAUGGUAGAAGUAUUAAAAAUUCCUAUUCCAAAGACCUGGAAAGAUAUGAAAAAUGCCCAUGAUACCCGUCUAUUGAAUGAAAGUUCCGAAGUUAUACAAGGCUUUUUGUGGAAUGAUGACGAUAUGGAUAAGACCUCUCAAAAAAUGACAACAAGAAUGAUUUAUUCUCCUCUCAAAUGCGCUAAGAAAUCACGAACUAGUUAA